AUGAGAUGGGAGAUCACAGGAAUUCCUUGUCCGCAUGCUUAUGCAGUAAUUUUACAUGUUAAAGGUCCGUCUCAAGAGUAUGUGUGUCACUGGUUUAGGACAUCUCUGUGGAGGAUAACCUAUGAUAAAGGUCUCGUUCCACUAAGAAGUGCAAAGUUUUGGCCAGUUGGAGAUGGACCAAGUGUGCAUCCACCUCCUCCACCAGAGGACAAAGGCGACAAGGAGAAUGAUAAAGGCAAGAAGAAAAAAGGUAAAGGGAAAAAAACCAAGUUCAAGAAGAACGAUAAGGAAAGGAAGAAAGGAAAAAAUGAGUCACCAACUAAGAAGAAAACAAAGCUUUUGAAGAGAGUGACGCAUUGUGGAAUAUGUGGAGAAGCUAAUCACAACUCAAGGUUUCAUGGCCCUAAAAAGAAGUCCAAAAAGGAUCCUAAUGACGAGUCUUCUCAGGUUGAUGCUUCUCAAAAUCAUGCUUCCCAAGAUUAUGCUUCUCAAGCUAAUAACAACUCAAGGCCUAAGAAGAAGUCGAAAAAGAAUCCAAAUGGUGAGUCUUCUCAGGUGGAUGCUUCUCAAGAUCAUGCUUCUCAAGUUCAGCAUUCUCAGACUGAGAAUUGGGCUCCAUGGUAA
Microthlaspi erraticum is the source of this 624-nucleotide messenger RNA. The record is from the annotation of a GenBank genome assembly. NCBI's taxonomy places the organism in Eukaryota, Viridiplantae, Streptophyta, Magnoliopsida, Brassicales, Brassicaceae.